Molecule: messenger RNA, 2424 nt
Organism: Striga hermonthica
Lineage: Eukaryota; Viridiplantae; Streptophyta; Magnoliopsida; Lamiales; Orobanchaceae
Source: the annotation of a GenBank genome assembly
AUGAAAUCCAAACCAGAAUUAUUAUUCAUGACAUUUUCACUGCUGCUAUUAUCCAAGUGUUCUUCAUUUUCAGUUCAAGAAUCAGAAGCUGUCGAAACUCUACUGCACCGUCUAGAUGCCAAGAAACCGUCACCUCCCCAACAAGAAUCUGCGGCGAUGGGUGUUCUUCGGAGGCUACUCCCAACCCAUUUGUCCAGCUUCAAAUUCAAGAUUAUAUCAAAGGAUGUUUGCGGUGGAAGAAGCUGCUUUCAAAUCAGCAAUUACAAGAGUUCAAGUAGAGACUCGACUGAAAUAAUGAUAAAAGGAACCACAGCAGUUGACAUCACAUCAGGACUACACUGGUAUCUAAAGUACUCAUGUGGAGCUCAUGUUUCGUGGGACAAGACGGGUGGUGCCCAACUCAGUACUGUUCCCGAGCCUGGAUCACUCCCUCCAGUGAAUGAUGAGGACGUGAUGAUUCAACGUCCAGUACCAUGGAACUAUUAUCAAAAUGUCGUCACGUCUAGCUAUUCCUAUGUUUGGUGGGACUGGGAAAGAUGGGAAAAAGAGAUUGAUUGGAUGGCACUUCAGGGAGUAAAUCUGCCAUUAGCGUUCACAGGACAAGAAGCAAUUUGGCAAAAAGUUUUUGCAGAGUUUAAUAUUACUCAGCAGGAACUAAAUGAUUUCUUUGGUGGACCUGCCUUUCUUGCUUGGGCACGUAUGGGAAACUUACAUGGAUGGGGUGGGCCAUUGACCCAGAAUUGGUUAGAUAAACAAUUGCAGUUGCAAAAACAAAUACUGUCCCGAAUGGUACAGCUUGGGAUGACUCCAGUUCUUCCAGCAUUUUCUGGGAAUGUUCCAGCUGCCAUGAAAGCUAUUUUCCCAAUGGCAAACAUAAGCAGACUUGGGGACUGGAAUACUGUUAAUGGUAAUCCACGAUGGUGCUGCACUUAUCUUCUUGAUCCUUCUGAUCCUUUAUUUGUUGAAAUUGGAGUAGCAUUUAUCAAAAGACAGAUUAAAGAAUACGGUGAUGUCACGGACAUUUACAGCUGUGAUACAUUCAAUGAGAACUCCCCACCUACGAGUGACCCAGCUUAUAUCUCAUCUCUUGGUUCUGCAGUAUAUGAGGCAAUGUCUAAAGCCAACAAUGAUGCUGUGUGGCUAAUGCAAGGCUGGCUAUUCUAUUCGGAUUCAUCAUUUUGGAAACCACCACAGACGAAGGCACUUCUACAUUCUGUUCCAUUUGGGAAGAUGAUUGUGCUCGAUCUUUUUGCUGAUGUCAAACCAAUUUGGAAGUCUUCUUCUCAGUUUUACCAUACACCUUAUAUAUGGUGUAUGUUGCACAACUUCGGUGGGAAUAUCGAGAUGUAUGGCAUAUUAGAUACUGUGGCUUCAGGACCUAUUGAUGCCCGUGUCAGCAAGAAUUCUACAAUGGUUGGUGUUGGCAUGUGUAUGGAAGGCAUAGAACAUAAUCCUGUUGUAUACGAGCUGAUGUCUGAAAUGGCAUUUAGAAGUGGUUCUUUUCAGCUUCAGGAAUGGCUGACAACCUAUUCUCGUAGACGGUAUGGUAAAAAUGUACAGGAAGUAGAAGCUGCUUGGAAAAUUCUUCAUCGAACAAUAUAUAACUGCACUGAUGGAAUUGCGGACCAUAACACAGAUUACAUAGUUAAAUUUCCUGAUUGGGAUCCAUCAGCAAAUAACCAACUUGAUAAGCCUGAUAUAAUUCAGAGGCAUAAAUUUUUGGAUACACAAAAACCGAGAAGGUUCUUUCUUCACGAGACAAGAUCGUCCUUGCCUCGUCCUCACAUGUGGUACGAAAAUAACGAUGCUGUCCAUGCUUUGAAGCUAUUCCUUGCUGCUGGAAACCAACUUGCUGAACUUCCCACGUACAGGUAUGAUUUGGUUGACCUGACUAGACAGUCACUCUCGAAGCUUGCGAACGAGGUGUAUCUGAAAGCAGUACAUGCGUUCUGGAAAAAGGACGCGAACUCAUUAAAUUCUAGUAGCCUCAAGUUCUUACAACUUAUCAAAGACAUAGAUAGGCUUCUUGCUGCAGACGAUAAUUUCCUACUCGGCACCUGGCUUGAAAGUGCCAAAAAAAGGGCAUUGAAUCCAGAUGAGACUAGACAGUACGAGUGGAAUGCACGCACACAAGUAACAAUGUGGUACGACAACACCAAGAAUAUGCAGAGCAAGCUUCAUGAUUAUGCAAAUAAGUUUUGGAGCGGCCUAUUAGAGCAUUACUAUCUUCCACGUGCAUCGUUGUAUUUUGCACGACUGUUGAGAAGUUUGAAAGACAGUGAAGAUUUUAAGGUGGAUGAAUGGAGAAAAGAGUGGAUUGCAUUCUCUAACAAGUGGCAAGCUGGUUUCGAGCUUUACCCGGUAAAGGCUGAGGGGGAUGCUUUUGCCAUAGCUAAGGAACUUUAUCGAAAAUAUUUCACUUAG